AUGCAAGUCCCCCUCUCCGAUUUUCCUCGCAAGUCAGUGGAAUAAAAAAAAAAACAAUGAAAGAAAGAAAAAAAGCAUCACCUCCUCUUCUUCGGUGACUCUUUCUUUCUUCUUCUACCGAACUUUCCGCUUAUUCUCUGACCCAUUUCCGACAACCACCUCUCGAUUCUUUCCCCUUCCUUUUUAAUCCCUUCACGAACCGUAAUUUCUUCAUUUCCUCCUCCUGUCUCCGCCGCCGUCCGCCGCGCAUCAAUCGUAUCCAACGAUCUCCAACCAUAAGACCUCCUUCCACAUGCUUUCCUUCUGUUGCGUCUCUACUGUCUCCGAUCACUCUCUCCCGAUGCCGUUGCCGGAGCAACCCGGUGUGACACGAUCCGAACCGAUCAUGACUCGAUCUGCUUCCCAUUCCCAGAGUUAUAAUCAUAAUCAUCAUCAUCAAUCCAACCACCAUCCCCUCCAUCUCCAUAGUCUCUCCUUCAACCACCAGAGCCAACCUCCGCCGGUUGAUGUGAAGAUUAACGACAUCGUUGGGAAUGGAAUCGCCGGGAUAUUGCAUAAGUGGGUGAAUUACGGUAGGGGAUGGAGAUCAAGGUGGUUCGUAUUGCAGGAUGGCGUUCUUUCGUAUUAUAAAAUCCAUGGACCUGAUAAGAUCUUCCUCAGUCCUGAAUCCGAAAAGGGAUCAAAAGUUAUCGGAGAGGAGUCUGCUCGUAUGAUCUCUAGCCACCACCACUACAAGCACGGUGCCAGCCAUCUCCAUCAUCGCAAGCCUUUCGGAGAAGUCCAUCUCAAGGUUUCUUCGGUGCGGGAGAGCAGAUCAGAUGAUAAGAGGUUUUCCAUUUUCACUGGCACCAAGAGGCUCCACUUGCGAGCAGAUACGCGUGAGGACCGAGCAACUUGGGUUGAGGCACUGCAAGCUGUUAAAGAUAUGUUUCCAAGGAUGUCCAACAGUGAGUUGAUGGCCCCUACCAACAAUUUGGCCAUGUCCACUGAGAAGCUUCGUCAACGCUUGACUGAUGAAGGAGUUUGUGAGUUAGCUAUUCAGGACUGUGAGCAGAUUAUGAGGUCUGAGUUCUCUGCUCUUCAGAGCCAGUUGGUGCUUCUCAAGCAGAAGCAGUGGCUUCUCAUUGAUACCCUUAGGCAAUUAGAGACAGAAAAGGUAGAUCUGGAGAAUACACUUGUAGAUGAGAGUCAAAGGCAGGCUGUAAAUGGAGGUUCCAUUGAUUUAAGACAUGAGAAGUGCAGUGGGACUGCCACUGAAUCUGAUGAUGAUCAUGAACGAGGUGAUGCAGAAACUGAUGAGGAAGACAACACCUUUUUUGAUACACGUGACUUCCUCUCUUCAAGUUCUUUCAAAAGUAGCGGUUCUGACUUUCGUACAUCGUCGUUUUCUUCUGAUGGUGAUGGCUUUGGGUCAUCAGAAGACGAUAUCGAUCCUUCCAUCAAGUCUAUUGGAUGCGACUAUCCACACGUUAAAAGGAGGAAAAGCUUACCUGAGCCGGUUGAAAAGGAGAAAAGUGUGAGCCUUUGGUCAAUGAUCAAAGACAAUAUAGGCAAGGAUCUCACAAAAGUUUGUCUACCUGUUUACUUCAACGAGCCGCUAUCUUCUCUACAAAAGUGUUUUGAGGAUUUGGAAUAUUCAUACCUUCUUGACCGAGCAUUUGAAUGGGGCAAAAGGGGAAAUAGCCUCAUGAGGAUUCUUAACGUAGCUGCUUUUGCUGUAUCUGGGUACGCAUCAACCGAAGGAAGAAUCUGCAAACCAUUUAACCCAUUGCUAGGUGAAACAUACGAGGCAGACUAUCCAGACAAAGGCCUUCGAUUUUUCUCCGAAAAGGUCAGUCACCACCCUAUGGUUGUGGCAUGCCAUUGCGAUGGCACGGGAUGGAAAUUCUGGGCAGACAGCAAUCUGAAGAGUAAAUUUUGGGGUCGGUCAAUUCAGCUUGAUCCCGUUGGUGUAUUGACUUUGCAAUUUGAUGAUGGAGAAAUCCUUCAGUGGAGUAAGGUAACUACAUCAAUAUACAAUCUUAUACUUGGUAAACUGUACUGUGAUCACUACGGUACAAUGCGUAUUGAGGGCAGUGCUGAAUACUCUUGUAAACUUAAAUUCAAAGAACAGUCCAUCAUAGACCGGAAUCCUCACCAGGUUCAUGGUAUAGUUCAAGAUAAGAGUGGGAAGACAGUGGCAACGAUGUUUGGGAAAUGGGAUGAGAGCAUGCACUAUGUCACUGGUGAUUGUUCUGGGAAAGGGAAAUUGAGCGAAGAUAUGUCAGGAGCUCAACUUCUGUGGAAACGGAGCAAGCCUCCUGGAAGCCCAACAAAGUAUAAUCUGACACGUUUCGCAAUGACGCUGAAUGAGCUUACGCCUGGGCUUAAGGAGAAGCUGCCACCAACAGAUUCAAGGCUGCGACCGGACCAGAGGUAUCUGGAGAAUGGAGAGUUUGAAAUGGCCAACGAAGAGAAGUUGCGACUCGAACAGCGACAACGUCAGGCUAGGAAGAUGCAGGAGAGAGGAUGGAAGCCGAAGUGGUUCACGAAAGAGGAAGGGAGCGAGGCUUACCGAUACAAAGGAGGGUACUGGGAAGCCCGCGAGAGCAGAUCAUGGGAAGACUGUCCAGAUAUCUUUGGUCACAUCGAUUCCGAACAACAAACUGAGUAAAUAACAUAAGCUUCAGUUCUUUUCUCAUCGAUUCUUAAAUCACAAAAUCUUAACCUCCUAUUUUUUUUUUUCCAUUUAGAGUUUUUUUUUCAUGGGCUUUCUUUUUCAUCUCAUUAUUCUUUACUCAGAAGUUUGCGUUACAAGUGUUUUUACUUGUUAUUUUUUUUUGUAAUCAAGAAAAAAGUUCGAUUAAUAUACAAAUUUGUUCAA
Messenger RNA from Brassica oleracea var. oleracea, 2863 nucleotides. Its product is annotated as oxysterol-binding protein-related protein 1C. Gene Ontology annotation, molecular function: sterol binding. The transcript has 10 exons. Bases 293 to 2653 code for a protein of 786 amino acids. NCBI's taxonomy places the organism in Eukaryota, Viridiplantae, Streptophyta, Magnoliopsida, Brassicales, Brassicaceae. Gene Ontology annotation, cellular component: intracellular membrane-bounded organelle; membrane; cytosol. The record is from RefSeq and is a predicted model, not a curated record.